CACAUACAAAAAUAAUUUACAAUAUGAUGAAAGAAACACACAGACCAUACAUUAAUAUCGAUUCUGGCGACGAAAUCGUUAUUUCAGGUAUUGCUGGUAGAUUUCCAAAUUCAAACAACAUGAAUCAGUUACAAGAGAACUUAUUCAACAAUGUUGAUCUUUCUAGAACAGAUCAUGGCCGAUGGAAAAUGGAACAUCCAGAUUUACCACCACGCAUGGGAACAAUUAAUAAUGUGGAAAAAUUCGAUGCUGAUUUUUUCAACAUUUCUUUUAAGCAAGCACACACACUCGAUUCUAUGACAAGAAUAUGUUUGGAACACACUUAUGAAGCAAUUGUCGAUGCGGGGAUCAAUCCAAAGCAAUUACAAGGAAAAAAUACUGCUGUGAUUAUAGGAACAAGUAUACUUGAAUCGCAAGGAAAUUUUAUGUAUAAAAAUCUUCAGACAGAUGGUCUAGGCAUUAUUGGAUGUAGUAAAUCUACAGUAGCAAAUAUGCUUUCACAAUUGCUGGAUUUGAAAGGACCAUCUUAUACAAUCGAUACAGCAUGCAGUUCUAGUCUUUAUGCCAUGGCUCUUGGUUACCACGAAAUUAUGUCAGGUCGAUGCGAGGAUGCGAUAAUUGGAGCUUCAAAUUUAUGUUUAAAUCCUAUAAUAAAUCUGCAAUUCUCUCGUCUUGGUCCUUUGUCUUCCGAUGGUUAUUGCAGACCUUUUGAUUCUACCGCUAAUGGUUAUUCGCGUAGCGAAACCAUAUCUGUGCUAUAUCUUCAAAAGGCAAAAAAUGCUAAAAGAAUUUACGCUACAUGUAAGCAUAUUAAAGUAAACAGCGAUGGUUAUAAGAAGGAAGGAAUAACGUUCCCAUCAGAACAUAGUCAGAGUACUUUACUGACGGAAUGUUACAAGGAAUGCGAUAUAUUACCAUCUUAUCUAGAUUACAUUGAAGCCCAUGGUACCGCCACAAGAGCUGGCGAUCCUGUGGAAAUCAAGGCUAUCUAUAAUGUUUUGUGUAAAAAAAGAAAGACUCCGUUGAUGAUCGGCUCUGUAAAAUCCAAUCUAGGUCACGCUGAAUCAGCAAGUUCUUUGACUCAAAUCGCUAAGGCAAUAAUAGCAUUUGAAACUGGUCUCGUUCCACCAAAUAUCAAUUACAUAUCACCACGAAAGGAUAUAGAUGCUCUUAUAAAAGGAGACAUCCAUGUUGUUACGGAAGCAAUGCCACUUAGGAACGGUUACAUAGGCAUUAAUUCUUUCGGCUUCGGAGGAGCCAAUGCUCAUUUAAUAUUAAAAUGGAAUACCAAACAGAAGGUUAACAGUGCAACACGAACCGAUAGCUUGCCAAGACUUGUGACAUUGUCCGGACGUACUGAAAAAUCAGUAAAAUCGUUUUUAAACGAUGUCGCUAAUCAUUCCACAGAUGUCGAAUAUAUUCGUUUAUUACAUGAUGUUUAUGCGGACAAUAUAGAGGGUCACCCAUGGAGAGGAUAUAUUAUACUAGACACUUUGCAACAAAAUUCAAUACAGGAGAUCCAAAAUAAUGGGAACGAAAAAAGACCUAUUUGGUUUAUAUUUUCUGCCUUAGGCACGCAAUGGCCACGGAUGGGUCAAAAUUUAUUAAAAUUUCAUGUUUUUGAAAAUACUAUAAAAAUGUGUGACACUGUUUUAAAAUUAUAUGAUAUAAAUAUUAUGAACAUAUUAACAAACAAAACUGAAAAAGCGUAUGAAAGCGCUUUACACACAUUUGUCUGUAUCGUCGCCAUUCAGAUUGGCUUGGUAGAUCUUCUCACAUCCUUAGAAAUUACUCCGGAUUACAUGAUUAGUCAUUCUGCUGGUGAACUUGGUUGCGCGUAUGCGGAUAAAUGUUUAACUAUUGAACAAACUAUUUUAUUGGCGUACUUUAUUGGUUUAACUUGUAUCGAAGAAAAUGCGAUUCAUAGUUCUAUGGCAAUUGUGAAUUGUGAUUACAAAUGUCUGAAAAAUAUAUGUCCAUCGGAUAUUGAAAUGGUGUAUUACAAUAGUCAAAAGAGUAAUAUUAUAAGCGGGCCCGCAGAAUCCAUAAAAGAAUUCGUGAAAAAAUUACAGAUUAAUAACAUUAACGCGAAAGAAAUCUCUUGCGAUGUACCAUAUCACAGUUAUUAUUUCGCAUCCGUGGAAAAUCGACUUUUGUUUAAUUUGAACCAAAUAAUACUAUGCUUGAAAAAACGAAGUCCAAGAUGGAUUAGUACCUCCGUACCUUGCAUGGAAUGGUCCAAAGAGGUAGCGGAAUUAUCUUCAGCGAACUAUCACACGCAUAGUAUACUCAAUACUGUUUUCAUUGAACAAGCAAUGAAUUUAAUUCCAAAUAAUGCUGUAACUAUCGAAAUUGGACCGGAUGGCGUUCUGCAGCGUAUUUUGAGAGAAUCCUUACAUCCAAAAGUGACGAACAUCAUACUGACUCAGUGCAUUGAACAAAAUUCGACCGAUGUAAUUUUACGAGGGAUUGGAAAACUCUAUAAUUGUGGUUUACAACCGCAGAUUGCUAACUUAUAUCCGCCAGUGGAAUUUCCAGUUAGUCGAGGCACUCCUAUGAUAUCUCCAUCUAUCAGGUGGGAUCAUUCUAAAGAUUGGUUUGUGUCAACUUAUCAAUCACAGAAGGACAUAGAAUCCAGCGAAAGACAUGUCGAAAUCAGUCUGAACGACGAGAACUAUAACUAUAUGAUCGGUCAUGUAAUCGAUGGAAGAAAUUUAUUACCAGCAACUGGAUAUCUUGCACUCGUGUGGGAAACUAUCGGCAUGAUGGAAGGAAAAAUAUAUACAACUAUGCCAAUAAUAUUUCGAGAUAUAAAUUUUAUUCGUGCUACUCAUUUAUCGAAUAAUAUUACAAAAUUAACAAUUUCAAUACAAAAAGACAGCGGAAAAUUCGAAGUUACCGAAGGAGAUAGCAUUGUGGUUACAGGUAAAGUGCAUGUUACAUCGAAUCCAAAACAGGAAAUGAUUCCGAACAGUCUAUUGCCGGAAGAUGACAAAGAAGAAGAGCACAUGACUGUUCGAGAUAUCUAUAAAGAACUGAAAUUACGCGGCUAUCAAUAUAGUGGCUGGUUCCGUGGAUUAAAAAGCGCAUCUAUAUCAUACAACAAAGGACAUAUUGUUUGGAUAAAUAAUUGGGUAACUUUUAUGGACACUAUGCUGCAACUCUAUAUUCUUGGAUAUGAUACUAGGGAUUUAUAUGUUCCUACGAGUAUUCGAGAAUUGGUAAUUAAUCCUGCGCUACAUAUGUCAGUGUUGAAGUUUCAAGUGACCGAAAAGGAUAAAAUAUUACCAGUACGAAUAUAUAGAGAAAUAGAUGCGAUUAUAUCUGGUGGAAUAGAAAUUCGAGGCGCUAAAGCUACCAUGAUUUCUCGUCGGAAAUUAAACCAGAAUCCCGUUAUCGAAGAAUACGUAUUUGUGGCACAUCAUGACCAUGCGAAAAUAUCUUUAGACGAAGCGAUCCAAAUAUCAGCGCAGCUUGCGUUGGAAGAUCAUCAGAUAAUUAAAAUAAAAGCUAUUGAAUUGGUAGAAGAUACUGAUAAUGUAACGUUCGAAGAAUUAUCAUCCCUGUUGUUAAUUAAAACUUUUAAUGAUAUGCCGUUAAUACAGACAAAUAUUACCAUUUUAACAUCAGCGAAUCGUUUUAAUUCAACAAAAUUGCCACAGAAUGUUGAAAUCGCAGAACUAAAUGAACCAUCUAUAAAUGAUAAAGUCUUAAUAGCUGUCGGAUUCAAUCUCUUGACGAAACAACAAAAAUCAUUAGAAAGACUUUUGUCAUUCGUGAGAGAUGGUGGUUAUGUGUUGACGCGCGAACGAAGCAACAUAAUUAAUUGCGAUAUAUACUUACGACAAUAUAACUUAAAUGUUAUUCUUGAAAAGCGCACUGAAACAGAAGUAAUUAUGCUUCUGAAGAAAAAAGUUGAGAUAAAGAAAAUGACUGUUGUCUAUAUAAAUAAUGAUAAUUUUAAUUGGCUCGAAGAAUUAAAGCUGCUUUUGAACGAUGAAAAUCAACUUGUUAAAGACAAUAGAAUCAUAAUUGUUGGAGAAGGAGAUUUUGAGUGCGGUUUGUUAGGCUUCAUUAAUUGUUUGAGAAAAGAAUCAGGCAGCUUUGUCAGAGGUGUAUUUAUUCAAGAUGAGAAGGCUCCUAAAUUCUCUCUACAAAAUCCUUUUUAUAUGCAACAGUUGCAAAAAGACAUGUCUAUUAAUGUUUUGCGUUCUAACAAAAUCUGGGGAUCUUACAGACAUUUACCAUUGCCUCGUCCAGAAGCUCAACCUGUACCUUUCGCCUAUGUUUGUCAAAUGGUUCGUGGUGAUCUAAGUACAUUUUGUUGGGCGGAAAAUGCUAUAUCUGAUUCUCAUCUUGAAGAUUUGAUACGUGUAGUGUAUUCGUCUAUCAAUUUCAGAGAUGUAAUGUUAGCAACUGGCAAACUAAAUUCAUUGCCGACUGCAAUAUCCCAAGAACGAUUUCAACGAACAUCUCUUGGAAUGGAAUAUGUAGGAUUCGAUGCCAAUGGACAUCGUAUAAUGGGGCUCCGAGAUAAUAAAUGUAUAGCAAACGUCGUUGUGAAAAAUAAAAAUUUAUGUUGGGACAUACCUGAUACAUGGACGUUCGAAGACGCUGCUACGGUUCCGUGCGUUUACAGCACGUGUUAUUUCGCCUUAUACAUUUGUGGAAAGAUGAAGAAGGGUGAUAAAAUACUUAUACAUUCUGGUACUGGAGGCAUUGGACAAGCAGCUAUCCACCUGGCUCUUAACGAAGGAUGCGAGGUGUUCACUACCGUAGGUACAAUUGAAAAGCGAGAAUUUAUUAAGAGAAUGUUUCCGACUAUUAUGGAUAAGCAUAUUGGAAAUUCUCGAGAUACCAAUUUCGAACAAAUGAUAAUGUUGUAUACGAACGGUCGCGGCGUAGAUAUCGUGCUGAAUUCCUUGGCGGAAGAAAAACUCAUUGCGUCCGUUCGAUGUCUAACACGAAAUGGUCGUUUCCUAGAGAUUGGCAAAUUUGAUCUUGUUUCUAACAAUCCUCUAGAUAUAAUGUUGUUUCAAAAAGGCAUUAGUUUUCACGGAAUUCAAUUGGAAAAUACAUUUCUGGGUUAUCACAAGCAUAUGUCUUUAACAUCUAAAAUGAUGGCUAACGAUUUGAAAAAGGGGAUCAUCAAACCACUUCAGGUGAAAGUUUUUCCAAAAUCAGAAAUUGAGGCAGCUUUUAGAUACAUGUCAAGUGGGAAACAUAUAGGAAAAAUAAUUUUGAAGAUUCAAGAGGAAAAUCAAUCACUGAACGGGCUCGUUGUCGCACAUCGUCGUUACUAUUGUUUCAGUGACAGAAGCUACAUUAUAUUAGGAGGUUUAGGUGGAUUCGGUUUGGAAUUAACUGAUUGGCUGAUAUUAAGAGGUGCCAAGAACGUUGUGUUGAUUUCACGAACUGGUAUAAAAAAUGGUUAUCAACGUAUGAAAAUUCAAUUGUGGAAAUCCUAUGGCGUAAAUGUACUCAUUAUUAAUAAAAUCGAUGUAUCUAACCUUGACGAUUGCGAACAUCUUUUGCGAACUGCAGAAAAAAUGGCACCGGUGGAUGCGAUAUUCAAUCUCGCUAUGGUGUUGAACGAUCGCAUUUUGAAGAAUCAAACCACCGAUAACUUUGUGGAAUCCUUCAAAUCGAAAGCCUGGGCGACGCAAAUGUUAGACAAGCUAUCCAGAAAGAUUUGUCCUAAACUACGACAAUUUGUAAUGUUCUCUUCUAUUACUAGUGGCAAAGGGAACGCUGGACAAACGAAUUAUGGUAUGGCCAAUUCUGUUAUGGAGAGGGUGUGUGAGAAGAGAGCGAAAGAUGGAUUACCAGGAUUGGCGAUUCAGUGGGGAACCAUAGGUGACGUGGGUUUUGUCGCUGAUAUGCAAGAAGAGAAUAAGGAACUCGUUUUCGGUGGCACUUUGCAACAAAAAAUAUCUAGCUGCCUUGAUAUACUCGAUACAUUUUUACUUCAAAACCGCCCAAUUGUAAGCAGCAUGAUUGUAGACGAGAAAAAAGCAAAUUCUUCCAGAUUUAGUAAUAUGAUAGAAACUAUCGCUAAUAUUUUAAAUAUAAAAGAUAUAAAUAAGAUAAACAAAAAUACAUCUCUAUCUGAUCUUGGAAUGGAUUCUAUGAUGGUUGUGGAAAUUAAACAAAUUUUGGAACGAGAAUUCGAUAUCUUUUUCACUGCACAAGAAAUACGGAUCCUUACUUUUACAAAAUUAAUUGAGAUGUCCAAUACAAACAUUGAUGAAGACAAUACGCAAACUGAAAAUUCAAAUGAUAUUAGAAAUCAAGAAAUGCCGAAAUUAAUCGAUGUUUUAAAGGAUGCAGAUUUUAUGACAGAAGUUUGUUUUGAUCUCUUAACAAAAAAAGAAGAAAGUACAAUCCAAGUAUUUCUUAUACCGGGAAUCGACGGCUGUAUUAGUGUAUUUAAUCACUUGGCAUCAAAUAUUAAAUUUUCGACGACAUCCUUGCAGUAUAACAUAAAUAAUAUCGAUUCUAUGAACACAAUAUCGGAGAUAGUAGAUUAUCUUUUUGAGCACGUAUCAUCAAAAUUGAAAGAUGGAAGAGAUUUUGUAAUGGUAGGAUAUUCUUUUGGAUCUGUCGUCGCAAUUGAUUUAGUAAGACGAUUGGAGGCUGUAAACUUUAAAGGUCGACUUGUACUCAUCGAUGGUGCUCCGGAACAAAUACGAUUAUUAUGUGAACAUUUUAUACCAAGUUCUAACGACGUAGAACUCCAGAUUAAUAUUUUAAUCUUUAUUUUGGAAAUUUAUAAAGCAGGAAGCAGUGAAAAGGUUUUAAUGCCAUUAAAGGAGUGCAAAACUUGGGAAGAACGAUUUGAUAUUUUUGCUAAACACUUUUUAGCAAUAAAUACAUUACUUUCACCUAUAAAUCUGAAAAUACUGUGUACAACAGUGUAUAAACAUUUACUCGCUAUUCGACAAUAUGAUUUUUCUACACUAUCGCAUAUUAAAUCACCCAUAAUGUUACUGAAAGCGACAUUGUUACCUGUACGUAAGAUUGAAGAAGAUUAUGGUUUGCACAAGAUAACUCGAAACAAAGUGGAAAUACAUUACAUCGAGGAUGAUCACUUUACUAUCUUGAGAAACAAGAAAGUAGCAGCUGCGAUUAAUGGAGAGCCACUAUGAUAUUGAAUUAUUCAUUAAAUAUUACAUUAAUAUAUGUAUAACAUAUAUUACAUUAAUGUAUAUUAAAAUACACGGCAUUGAUCAUAAUUAAUUAAUUAAUGUAUAUUGAUAACAAUUUGUAUAUUCGAACAUGUUAUUA
Molecule: messenger RNA, 7287 nt
Organism: Camponotus floridanus (Florida carpenter ant)
Lineage: Eukaryota; Metazoa; Arthropoda; Insecta; Hymenoptera; Formicidae
Product: fatty acid synthase
Exons: 19
Coding region: 24-7148 (2374 amino acids)
Biological process (GO): fatty acid biosynthetic process
Molecular function (GO): 3-oxoacyl-[acyl-carrier-protein] synthase activity; fatty acid synthase activity; oxidoreductase activity
Source: RefSeq, a predicted model, not a curated record